AUGAACGCAGCAGCAGAGUGGCGCAGGAAGCCUCGUGCCUUGCUGCAGCAGCAACUGCUGCUGCUGCUGCAGCUGUUGCUGCCGCUGCUGCUGCAACAAGGCACCGGUGCUGCAGCAUUUGCUUCCCGCUGCAGCACGGCUGCAGCAGCACCCAGCUGCUUGGGGCCCCCUAAAUCUUCUUUCCUAGGAUACGUGCUGCCGAUUGCUGCUGAAAGGUCAGCAGCAGCAACAGCAACAGCAGCAGCAACAGCAGCAGCAGCAGGAGAGAGCUUUGAGGGGGAGGCUUCGCUAGGACCCGAGUCUCAGCAGGAAGACUCAUCAUGGAGACAGCAGCAACAGCAGCAGCAGCAGCAGCCACAGCAGCAGAGACCGCAGCAGCAGCAACAGCAAACAGGCUGGAAUGACUGGGGCAGCAGCAGCAACAGCAACAACAACUGGCGGCAGUCCUGGAGGCCCAGACGGCCUUGGGGUGUACGGGCAUCUGCUAGGCAGCCAUACCCGCAGCAGCAGCAGCAGCAGCAGCAGCAGCAGCAGUUUAAUGGUGCAGCACCGGAGGCAGGAUCUUAUUGGGGGCCCCCGCGCUGGCAGCGGCGGCGUUCAGCAGCAGCAGCAGCAGCAGCAGCAGCAGAGGGGUACCCGCGAUCGCAGGUGAUGCCUCACCGUCUGUUAGGAGGGCAGCAGCAGCGGCAGCAACUGCAGCAGCAGCAGCAGCAGCAGCAUUGGUUUGCAUCUGGCGGCGGAGGAGGAGCAGCAGGAGCAGCACCUGUUGGUUGGUUGCGUGAACUCGAUGUAGGUUUGCUGCUGCAGCAAGACAAAGAGCUGCAGCAGCAAAUAGAGAGCGUGCUGCCGCUUCGUUUCUCUUUAGAGACGCUUGAAGAUUUAGUUGAAGGAUGCAGAAGGCAGCAUUUGCUGCAGCUAAGGAGACACCAGGGCCCCCCCCCUAUUGUUACUUCUCUUCCUGCUGCUGCUGCUGCUGCUGCUGCUGCGGGUGAGGAGACAGAUGCAGAUGCAGCAGCAGAUGCAGCAGCAGCAGCAGCACCUUACGGCACUUGGUGGUUUCCGCUAAGCGCCUCUUAUGCUGCAGCUAGAGAUCGCGUGCAAGCAGAAGCAGAGCAGCAACAGCAGCAGCAGCUGCUGCAGCAGCUGCACAGCAACAUGCUGCUCCUGCAGCAAGAAGGCAGACAGAGACGACGGAGACGAGAGAUCCUCUCUGAGGCCCUAGCUAGACACGGGCUAGAAAUCAACCCCGCGAGUUGGCUGUGCCGGUCUUUUAUUUACACUCGGCGUACUUCAAUUAAAACUCUUGUUGCUGCUUUGUGGAGACACCGCGUGCUUGAUCAACUCUACCAGCCCAUGCAGCAGCAGCAGCAGCAGCAGCAGCCGCAGCAGCAAGUGCAGCAGCAGCAGCAGCAGCAGCAGCAAGGAGGGGGGCUGGAGGCCCUCGAAGACGACUGGCGGAAGCACAUUCUGUGGACUACAGGAAUGGAUCUAGCAGCACAUCCGCAACUAGACAGAUGUUUGCUGCUGCAGAAGGAAGCCUUCAUUCAGAGGCGCUAUCUGGCGGUGGUGAGGAGACACCCCAGCUAUAGGUUUCGUUUCAUCCCCCCCCAAAACAGCAGCAGCAGCAGCAGCAGCAACAGCAGCAGCAGCAGCAGCAGCGCAGAGUUCCCACCGCAGCUGACGAUGAGGCGGAGAGGACAGCCGCUGCCCACCAGAGAGGCAAUGCAGCAAGAAGAGCAGCAGCAGCAGCAGGAUAUGCAGCAGCAGCAGUUGCUGCUGCCAAGCGACAAAAUAGAUGACGCAAAUCCGGCUUUCGGGGGGAUUGCAGCAGCAGCAGCAGAAGGCGAGACGCCAGUAGCAGCGGAAGAAGCAGCAGAGGCAGCAGCAGAAGAAGCAGCAGCAGCAGCAGAAGCCUCUGAACCUUCAACAAAAAGCCGCCUCUCUCGCAGGGGCCGGCGUACCUCGCAGCAGGAUACAGCAGCAGCAGAAGCAGCAGCUGUAGAAGCAGCAGCAGCAGAAGUAGCAGCUGUAGAAGCAGCAGCAGCAGAAGCAGUAGAAGCAGCAGCAGCAGAAGCAGCAGCAGCAGCAGAGGACUUGGCUGUGGGGGAGGCCGUCCUUUCUGGGGGCCCAGAUGGCGGCGAUGAAGACAGCAGCAGCAGCAGCAGCAGCAGCAGCGAGAGCACCGAUAUUUCAGUAGACGAUCUGUCAUCUCCUGUUGAGGAGACACAGUAG
Molecule: messenger RNA, 2232 nt
Organism: Eimeria acervulina
Lineage: Eukaryota; Apicomplexa; Conoidasida; Eucoccidiorida; Eimeriidae
Exons: 3
Coding region: 1-2232 (743 amino acids)
Source: RefSeq, a predicted model, not a curated record